GAGCAACGACUCAGUAAAAUAAUUGUUGCUGUAGUUACUUAGAUCGAUAGUUUUAAUUAUUAAGCAGAAAUCUAAAACAAUGGACUUCGAUGCGAAGAGCACGAGGAGGAGAGAUCUCCCCCCAAUUCCUCAAGUACCGAAGAUGCCCGUCUCAGAUUAAUACUCCAGACUCACAUUAAUCUCUGAUGUAAGUGCACUAAGGUCUUUGUCUACACGUCUACAUCAGAUCUCCGUCUUGUCUGGAAUGACAAAAAAGACAACGAGGGGACCACGAGCACUGCCGUCCAUGCCCAGUCAAGACACAACAGAGGAGAUGCCUGUACCAAAGAGCAGGAGAAAGAAAUCAAAGAGAGAUGUGGAGAGUGUAGAAGAACCUGAUGACGGUGGAAUGGAAAUGGGAGAGGUGACCAGUCGCAGAGCGUCAGAGUGUCGGGAACCUUUAACCCCCGAGCCUCUGGACAACCCACCGCAGAAAAAGAAAAAGAAGAAGAAAGCGCAAGCCGUCGAUGUAGAGGGAGCUCAAACAGACCUGGUGUCAAAUGGAGACAUGAUGGACCACAACACUGAUGAGGAAGUGACACGCAGGCCCAAAAAGAAAAAGGUGAAACCUAAAGUAACAGAGACGCAGUCCAACAACGAUCUGGAUGUGGAGGACGAUGACAUCAUCACAGACCCACAAGCCCCAGUUUCCCAGCAUUCCUUGUUCUCUGCUCCACAAGGACAAAGUCAGCCAGUGGGGAAAGUGUUUGUGGAGAAGAGUCGACGUUUUCAAGCCGAGCGAGUGGAACAGUGGAUGUCCAGCGGGCAGAUGGAGCAGAGCUUUAUGGACAUCCGUUCAAUGUGGACCACCAGAGAUGUGUCAAUGAGAGUACACAGUGGAUACAGGGUCAUCGGUCUGUUUUCGCAUGGCUUUUUGGCCGGUUAUGCUGUGUGGAACAUUAUUGUGAUGUAUGUGUUGUCUGGAGAACAGAUGAGCAGAGUUUCUGAUCUUCUUCAGCAGUAUCGUCCGCUGGCUUACCCCGCACAGUCUCUCAUGUAUCUACUGCUGGCUCUCAGCUCCGUCUCUGCCUUCGACAGGUUAAAUCUGGCUGAAGCUCCUGUGGCCAUGAGAAGUUUACAAACCCUCAGUCCUGUGGCUCUCUCCUCUCUCUUGUACUUCUGUGCACUUGUAUUAUCUUUAAGCCAGCAGAUGACAAGCGAUCGGAUCAAUCUCUAUAAUCAAUACUCCAGCUCUAACACCACACUGUGGCAGCCGGGCUCAGAGAGCAGCAUCAUUUACCCGUGGGUUGUAGUAAACCUGGUCGUCACUCUGCUGGUCGGGCUGGCCUGGGUUCUAAUGUCAUCAAGUCCAGAUAUUGACCACACAGAAGAGUUUUUAAUGUCAAUGGAAGCUGAAUAUCCGAAGGCAGAAGAGAAAGGAAACAUCACUGCAUGAGGCACCUGAAUUAGUGUUUUGUUUUUUUACCAUUUUUGAUGCAGGAUUGUAUAUAUAUAUAGAUAUAUAUCUUAUGGCUAGAAUACACUACAAGACUUUUACAACAUGAACAGAUUUUUUUUAACUAGACAUCAUACACUUGCAGUUUUUCUGAAAGUUUCUGAUAGAAACAGGGCUGGACUAGGUAGUAAAAUGGGCCCUGCCAUUUUUGGCCCACAUUGGCCCUCCAGCAUUUUUGUUGACCGGUGGGGGGCAUGCAUACGUGUCUUUUGAAUUCGCCUUGAUUGCAUUCGCAUUUAUAAUACAUCCGUCUGAGCAGCCAAAGCAUCCAUUACGGCCUAAAACAAUAGCGGCUUAUCGAGAAAAUGCCCGGAACAUCAGAUGGCCAGUCCCCCCCUGGGUAGAAACACACGAACUUAUCAAAUCUUAUCAGACUUUCUGCAACAAGUCCAGACUGAAAAUCUGGGCAAAACCUGAGUCUUGUAGUGUAUUUAAGCCUUUUAAAGUGCAAUGCUUUACAACUGUGACAUUUAUAAUAAACAUUUUUUUAGAGAA
Triplophysa dalaica is the source of this 1990-nucleotide messenger RNA. It is a transcript of the gene tmem237b, whose product is annotated as transmembrane protein 237b. NCBI's taxonomy places the organism in Eukaryota, Metazoa, Chordata, Actinopteri, Cypriniformes, Nemacheilidae. The transcript is spliced from 15 exons. Gene Ontology annotation, cellular component: ciliary transition zone. The record is from RefSeq and is a predicted model, not a curated record. The coding region runs from base 245 to 1435 and encodes 396 amino acids. Gene Ontology annotation, biological process: cilium assembly.